UAAAACACCCAGACCAGAGUCUGCAGCACACAGCUGUGUGCAACAAAGCAGCAAAGCAACACACUCUGGGGGAGGACCACAGAGACACAGACCUCCAUCUCCAGUGCCCAGCUGUGUGUCCAUGAGGAGCGAUAAGUCCAUGGGUGAUCCACCCACAUUCAGCAAUGAACCAGUUCCAUCACGUCUAAAACCACAGAGACACAGACCUCCAUCUCCAGUGCCCAGUUGUGUGUCCAUGAAGAGCGAUAAGUCCAUGGGUGAUCCACCCACAUUCAGCAAUGAACCAGUUCCAUCACGUCUAAAUGAGUCGAAGGAUUGCAGAAGGAGGGAACCAGAUGACCUAAGGAGAGUUAUGGAGAAUCACAAAGCCAGUCUGAAGAGGAGGUUUGAGAACAUAUCUGAAGGCAUCAUAAAACCAGGAGCUGAGAUACUCCUCAAUAAGAUCUACACAGAGCUCUACAUCACAGAAGGAGAGAGUGAAGGGGUGAAUAAGGAACAUGAGGUUUGGCAGCUAGAGUCAGCAUCCAGAUCUCAAUCCACAGAAGACACACCAAUAAACUACAACGACAUAUUCAAGCCCUUACCUGGACAGAAGAAGCACAUCAGAACUGUGAUGACCAAAGGUGUUGCAGGCAUUGGAAAAACAGUCUCAGUGCAGAAAUUCAUUCUUGAUUGGACAGACGGGGUAGCCAAUCAUGAUGUAGAUUUUAUGUUUCCCCUUUCCUUCCGUGAGCUGAAUUUAGUCAAAAUUGAUAAAUGCAGUCUUCACAGGCUCCUGCUUGAAUUCCAUCCUGAACUGAAGGAGCUUAAUGAUGGUGAAGGAUACAGAGACUGUCAGGUUGUGUUCAUCUUUGAUGGUUUGGAUGAGAGUCGGUUGACUCUGGAUAUGGAACAGAAAAGUAAGACGUCUAAUGUAAAACAAUCAUCAGUAGAUAUUCUGAUCACAAGCCUUAUUGAGGGAACUCUGUUUCCCUCUGCAUUCAUCUGGAUAACCUCACGACCAGCAGCAGCCAGUCAAAUUCCUUCUCAGUAUAUCGACCAGAUAACAGAAGUACGAGGAUUUAAUGACACACAGAAGGAAGAAUACUUCAGGAAGAGAAUCAAUGAUGAGAGCCAGGCCAACAGAAUCAUCUCACACAUCCAGGCAUCCAGGAGUCUCCACAUUAUGUGCCACAUUCCAGUUUUCUGUUGGAUUGCAGCUACUGUACUUCAGCAGAUGCUGAAAAAAAAAAACAUAAAAAAAAUUCCCAAAACACUGACUGAGAUGUUCAUACACUUCCUGCUCAUCCAGACCACAAGGAAGGAUCAGAAAUACCAUAGAGGAACUGAAGCAGAUCAAAAUAAACUACUUGAAUCUCAAAGAGACAAUCUGCUGAAGCUGGCACAACUGGCUUUCAAAAGUUUGGAAAAUGGGAAUCUGCUGUUUUAUGAGGAAGACCUGCAAGAGUGUGCCAUUGAUGUCAGUGAAGCCUCAGUGUAUUCUGGCAUGUGUACUGAGAUCUUCAAGGAAGAAUCUGUGUUUCACCAAAGGAAGGUCUUCUGCUUUGUGCAUCUUAGUGUCCAGGAGUUUGUGGCAGCCCUAUAUGUGUUUCACUCUUAUGUGACUGAGAACCUUGAGGCACUGAAAUCCCUCAUCAGACAGGGAGCUGAUCCCAAAACCUCAAUUUUAUCAUCUCUUCAAACAAUGCUGGGUUUACAAUCGCGGGAUAAUCUACAUGUGCUGCUCAAGAGUGCAGUGGAUGAAGCUUUGAAGAGUACCAAUGGACACCUGGAUCUUUUCCUUCGCUUCCUUAUGGGCAUUUCUCUGGAGAGCAAUCAAAGACUUUUACAGGGUCUUCUGAACCAAACAUACAGCACAUCAAAUAGUAUUAAAGAAACAUGUCAGUAUAUGAAGAAGCUCAACAGAGAAGAUCUCUCUCCAGAACGAUGCAUUAAUCUUUUCCACUGCUUAUUUGAAAUGAAUGAUCAUUCCAUGCACAAAGAAAUUCAGACAUACUUGUCGUCACCAAAGAACAUCAAACAGAAGUUAUCUCCUGCCCACUGUUCAGCACUGGCCCACAUGCUUUUGAUGUCUGAGGAGGUGCUGGAUGAGAUUGACCUGAAGAAAUACAACACAUCAGAUGAGGGACGCAGAAGACUGAUCCCAGCUGUGAGGUGCUGCAGAAAGGCACGACUUGCUGAAUCCAAACUCUCAGAGAACUCCUGUGGAAUUGUGGCUACUGUUCUACAGUCACCAAACUUCCUGAUAGAGCUGGACCUGAGUCACAAUGACCUGGGAGAUUCUGGAGUCCAUCUUCUCUCUAAGGGACUGUAUAGUCAUAACUGCAAACUACAGACGUUAAGGCUCAGUAACUGUGGUAUCUCAGAUGAAGGUUAUGUUUGUCUGGCUCUCACUCUGAUGUUAAACCCCUCAUGUGUGAAAGAGCUGGAUGUGAGCAACAAUCAUCCUGGAGAAUCAGCACAGAAACUGUUAUCUGCUACACUAGAGGAUCCUCAUCGCAAAGUUGAAGCACUUCAAUUUGCUGACUGUAAACUUACAGAUAAGUCCUGUGAGAUUGUUUCUUCAGUUCUACAAUCACCAAACUCACUGCUACAGCUGGACUUGAAUCACAAUGAUCUGGGGGAUUCUGGAGUUCAGCUUCUCUCUAAAGGACUGUCCAGUUUUAACUGCAAAAUACACACAUUAAGGCUCUCUGAUUGUCUCAUCACAGAGAAGGGUUGUGGUUUUCUGGCUUCAGCUCUGACUUCAAACCCCUCCCAUCUAAAAGAACUGGACCUGAGCUGCAAUAGUCCUGGAGAAUCAGGACUGAAGCUGUUAUCUGCUAGACUGGAUGAUCCUGCCUGUAAACUGGAGAUACUCAAAACUGACCAUGCUUCUGUAAGCGUAGCAAGAUCACGUUUGCUGAAAUAUGCCUGUGAGCUCACACUGGACCCAAACACAGCAGGCAGAAAUCUCUCUCUCUCUGAGGAUAACAGAAAGGUGGCAAGUGUGGAUGAGGAACAGCCGUAUCGUGACCACCCGGAGAGAUUUGAUGGACAUCAGGUUUUGUGUAGAGAGGGUCUGACCGGACGCUGCUACUGGGAGGUUGACUGGACGGACGGUAUAUAUUGGCAUGUUACUGUUUAUAUAGCUGUGGCCUAUAAAAGCAUCAAGAGGAAAGGGAAGGAUGCUGUAAUGGGAGAAAAUGCUAAGUCCUGGAGUGUGUGGAGAAAUUGUGGCAGUCCAACACGAGUCCAAGAAGCCGGUUACCAUGCUGCACACAAUAAUGAGCACACUUUCAUACCUGAACCCUAUGGCCCCAAUACAGUAGGAGUGUAUCUGGACUGGCCGGCCGGCACUUUGUCCUUCUACCGCAUCUGCUCUGAUACACUCAUCCACCUGCACACGUUCCACUCCACAUUUACUGAGCCCCUCUGUCCAGGGUUUUGGGUUAAGGAUGAUGUCUCAGCGUCCUUGCGCCAGAUCACAUGAGAGGGCUCAGGGUUUGUUCUUGCUCCUCAGUGU
Messenger RNA from Sardina pilchardus (European sardine), 3505 nucleotides. RefSeq names its product NACHT, LRR and PYD domains-containing protein 3-like. Gene Ontology annotation, molecular function: protein binding. The transcript is spliced from 11 exons. Gene Ontology annotation, biological process: intracellular signal transduction. Bases 122 to 3472 code for a protein of 1116 amino acids. The record is from RefSeq and is a predicted model, not a curated record. Lineage: Eukaryota; Metazoa; Chordata; Actinopteri; Clupeiformes; Clupeidae.